GUAUAUGCAAAAUAUGUGAAUGGAUGAUUGCGUGUUAAUCAUAUCUUUUGUUUUAAUGGAAAAACUAUUUAAACUAAAACUACAUAGCUCUACAUUGAUUAUAAACAACAGAAUUUUUCAUAACAUCUUUCUCAAUCCUAGAAUGCAAGAAAAAAUUGGUAACACUGCACAAGUUUGUAUUGUACAACCUGAAAUGUUAUGCUGCUUAAAUAUCUGAAUAUUAUAAAAUGAAAUUAUCAUCUUUAUCACGUUUUAUUAUUAUGUUUUAAAGUGCUGAUUAAAUAUUUAAUAUAACACAACAAGAUGCCAUAAUGUUAGUGAGGAAUAUAAUAUAAAGUUAUAUAUUUUGUGUAACAUAAGCUACCAUUGAAAGAUAUUAUGAAUAUAUACAUAUGUAUGUAUAUUAUAUCAAUCGAUGCAUUAUUUUCUACGCGGAGACUGAUGCAUUCAUUAGUGUUUUAUCAUAGAAAUUACUUUACAAGAGCGGUGUUUUUAUAAAAUUCCACCACUUGAUGCUAACGCCACCUAGGAGUACAAUACUAUUUAAAUUGAAUCGCGAGAAGCCAACUUAAUCGGUAGAGUUUGCGUGUUCUCCAUGUCACCGAUGUCCCCGUGCAAUAAAUCGGAAAGGAAUGGUCCUCCUCCUCCGAGAUAUUCUGUUACUACAGUUCCUCCCUGCACUUCGUUCGAGACAGAUCAAAGGAAUAGUAACUUAAGUCCAGUGUUAUUAAGAAACAAAAUAUCUUGAUCUUAAAAAAAGUUUAAUAUACUUCAAACAUGAUGCGACGAAAAAGGGGUGGUUUAAAGACUGCGCGAAAGAUGGCUAAAAAGACAACACCGGCGGCAUUACAAACUGAAAUUUCUAAUAACGAGGAAUGGGAGAAGCUUCUUACAAAACCAGGGUUAAUAGUAGUCGACAUAUAUUCAGAAUGGAGUGGACCCUGCACAGGAAUGGUAAGCACCCUUAAAAAAAUCAAAAUGGAAAUUGGAGGAGAUACGUUGAGUUACGCCAUGGCAAUGUGCGAUUAUAUCACGAACUUAGAACGUUUUCAAGGGAAAAGUGAACCAACAUGGAUGUUCAUACACAAUGGUCGGAUGGUAAAUCUUAUAUUUGGUGCUGACUGCCCACAAUUAUUAAAAGUAUUAACAAUGGAAUUGCAACGAGUACAAAAUAACGAGGAACACGAGUUUUCUUUAGAUGUAUCGGAAAGAAGUCCAGAAGAAAUAAAACGAUUAAAAAUUAUUGAAGAAACUAGAAUAGCUAAAGAAACGGCAAAGAAGGCUCGAAAAGAAGCGGAAGCUAUAGCACGGUAUGAAGCCGAAAUGUUGUAUCUGACUACUUCACUAAGCAAAGAAACUUGCCUUUUACUUUUUCCGUGGGUUUUUAAGGAUGAAGAAUGUCAUAAAAGAGAUAAAAGAUCUAGCCCUCCGUACAUAGAAUUGGUCGAAGAAAUACUAAUAGGAAAUUACACCGUCGAGCAAGAAAUACGAAAACGACUCGAUGAAGAUAUUCUAUCUAGGAUGUUUAAUGAAUCUCAUUACGUAUUAUCACCAAAUGCUAAACAACUACUUCUAGAUGGGAAAUGUAUGUUUAUGCGAUUAAAAGUUAGCGAAACAAAGCCAGAAAUUGAUAUUCAUAAAUACUUGUUAAAUCUUUUAUUUGGAGAACCGAAAUUACCCAAUACGGAAACAAUUCUUAAUGAAGAAUGUUACGCUGGUCGACAUCGCCCUGCGUAUAUAACAAGCGGAAAUGAAAUUUUUCCAAUCGUAUGGACACCACCAAAUUGUCGAAAUAAGGCAAUUGUUUUUCGCACUAUUUUUCCAACAUAUACCAAUACUACAUAUCACUAUGAAGACAAAACUACGAAGGUACCUAUAGUAGUAUUCAAAUAUGACUACAUGAGAAGGAAUGAGCUAAAAAUGGUUUUACAAGAAUUUGAAGACGAAGUAGUUAACUUUGGCAUUUUUGAAUCUGAUAAGCCACUAGAAGCAAAACUUAUAGCAAAGAAUAUUACGGAAUUUGAAUUGAAUACAAGAGAAAGAACAGGAUACGAGAUAUUUGUAUGUGUUGUAAAAAAAGUAGAAUGUGAAGCGUUUUUAGGAUUUGCAGGUAUUGGACCUUAUCAUGUAAGUGAAAAUCUGGAAAAGGGCAUAGAGGAAUCAAAACAAUACUUCCCAGAUGUUACUGCUUCCGAAGAAACACAAUCAGACGACGAAGAAAAACCGGAAGAGUUAAUAGAAAAUGCGGAAGAAAACAAGAAUGAAACAUGAAAUAUAAGUUACAGGUGUAUCUAAAUUUGCAUCUUAUUUGGAAUUAUAAUUUCAAUUGUACGUUUCAUAAAAAGUGAAGGAAUUAAUAAUGUAUAAAAAUAUUGUUAUAAAGCCAACAUUUAUUUUCCAGCCACCUACACUUGCUAUAUGAAAGAAUAUAGAAAUAGACAAACUGUCUAAAUAUUGCAAGUCAAUGUAAGGAUAUGGUACAAUAAAUGAUGGCAAAUAAACAAAAUUUAUUUUUUAUAACCACA
Messenger RNA from Bombus huntii, 2525 nucleotides. RefSeq lists its product as uncharacterized. The coding region runs from base 778 to 2271 and encodes 497 amino acids. The record is from RefSeq and is a predicted model, not a curated record. Lineage: Eukaryota; Metazoa; Arthropoda; Insecta; Hymenoptera; Apidae. The transcript has 13 exons.